Messenger RNA from Penicillium cataractarum, 513 nucleotides. Its product is annotated as mitochondrial 37S ribosomal protein uS8m. The record is from RefSeq and is a predicted model, not a curated record. Bases 1 to 513 code for a protein of 170 amino acids. NCBI's taxonomy places the organism in Eukaryota, Fungi, Ascomycota, Eurotiomycetes, Eurotiales, Aspergillaceae. The transcript has a single exon. Gene Ontology annotation, cellular component: ribosome; mitochondrion. Gene Ontology annotation, biological process: translation. Gene Ontology annotation, molecular function: structural constituent of ribosome.
AUGUCUCUCGUCAACCUUGCCUCCGUGUGCGCCCACCUGAACAACGCCACCAAAGCCCGCCUGGGUCUUACAUCGAUCCCCAACAGCAAUCUCCACCUGAAGCUGUGCCAGGCCCUCCAGAACUCCGGCUACAUCUCCUCCGUCGUGCGCGGAGGCCCGACACCUCCUCCUACGCAUCCUAUCCUCGGCCACCCCACUGCAAACGAUGAAGUUGAGGGUGUUGAGCCUAUUACUCGGGACAAUGUCGCCUCCCGUCGCCUCUGGCUGGGUCUCAAGUACUGGCAGAACGAGUCCGUCCUGGGCAAGGUGAAGAUGGUCAGCAAGCCCACCCGCCGGGUUCAUCUCAAUGUCGAGGAAUUGCGCCGAGUCGUUCGUGGUGAAGAGGCCGGCUACGUGGCUGGACUUCGAUCGCCCGGUGAGAGUCUCUACCUGUCGACAGACCGAGGAGUCUUGGAGGCUCGCGAGUGUGUGGAGAAGAAGCUCGGUGGCCUGGUUCUCUGCCGGGUGCUAUAA